Rhipicephalus microplus (southern cattle tick) is the source of this 608-nucleotide messenger RNA. RefSeq lists its product as uncharacterized. The record is from RefSeq and is a predicted model, not a curated record. Lineage: Eukaryota; Metazoa; Arthropoda; Arachnida; Ixodida; Ixodidae.
GCAGUGGAAAUAAUAACUGCGUUGUACUUAUAUACCCCGAUUAUACUCGGAAAAAGAGUUGUGCAGCCAGUAAAGAGCUAACACCAAACGUUGGCAGAACUGCAGCCAAACUACUUUCGAAAACGACAUUAUGUAUAUCCAAGGACGAUUCUUCUUGUUGAAAGUUUUGGCAAUGCAACUUUGUGUUCUUCAGAAACCAGUAUCAGCCACUUACCCAGACAUACGAGAGUUUAUGAUGAAUCCUCCGAGAACCUGGACAUACAAUGCGACCCUGAAUUUCUCAUACAGUUGCAAAGUGGACUAUGCCUUAAACAUAAGUGGAAGAGACAUUUACUUUAACCAGUCCACAAUCGAGAAAACGGGCAUCAUCAUGUCUGGCAUUCGCAUAGGACAUACUUAUCAGAGCUAUGACCUCAGUGGGAGGCCCUGGAAUGUCAUGUUCAUUACUGACUAUCUGACUGGCUACACGCGCCGGCAAGUUAAGUUUCUGAUACCAGGAGUGUGCGCCGUUAAUAAGGUUGAAAGAUACGAUGACACAUGUAAGGACUUUUUUAUGCAUUCUCGAGUGACGUAUUUUUAUAUCGUAAAUUGAUUCUUCAUCGUGAACU